Molecule: messenger RNA, 4729 nt
Organism: Hydra vulgaris (swiftwater hydra)
Lineage: Eukaryota; Metazoa; Cnidaria; Hydrozoa; Anthoathecata; Hydridae
Source: RefSeq, a predicted model, not a curated record
UAUUUUUCCGACGUAAUGAAACAUUACUUUAUAUUAAUUUGUACGUUGAAAUUCUUCCUAUUUUUAAAUCAUUUAUUUUAACUUUUGAACAAAAAGAACCGUUAGUCCAUCGAAUUUAUGAUGAGCAAAUUGAACUAGUGAAAACAAUUUUAACUUGUUUUAUUAAGCCAAAGAUGAUAAAAAAUAUAACAGGAGAAAAGUUGAAGUUUUCAAACCUGAAAGAUAAAAAAAUGUAUCGCCAUUUGAACUACAUAUACCUUGGAAGUAAUGCUGAAAAAUAUUUGUCAAGAAUACUUAUUCGAAAUCCUGAUUUCAAAUCAUCGUUUUUAAAGACCUUGCUAAAAGCUUACCUUGAAUCGUCAGUUUACUUACUUAAUAAAUUACCCUUUAUUAAAAUGCCUCUCUGCGAUCGACCCAAUGUCUCAAGGUCACAAAAUUACAGAGAGAAUCUCAAUGCAACUAAGGCCUGGUACACGUUUUUUCGAACAAAAAUGUAAGAUUUUUCAAUUGCAAUAUAUGUAAAUUUUUUUGUCAAAAAGUAUGACAUGUUUGGUAUGUUUGGAAAGAUUUUUUUAACCACUAUUAUAAUCUGGUAAAAGUAAUGCGACUUUAACAAAUCGUCAAGCGUAGUUUUAUUUAGAAAAGAUGUAAUUUUCAACAUAAAGUACCGUGGGGCUUGGCUAUAGAUGAGUCUAUAAAUUUGAUUUUUUCAUAAAAGCAUGUCUUGGUAUUUGUUUUCAAUGAAUGUAACGUGACAUUUACGAUUAGACAUUAUUUGGGGAAAAUAUCCAUGAAAAACUAUUUUUUUAUGAAAAUUGAAGUUAAUAUUUUCAAUACCACACCUAAAUGAAUAAUUUUAACAAUAAUGUCAAAUUAGAUUCAGAUAAACUAUGGUAGUGUUAAUGUUUCUGCAAAAGUCGUUUUUACAUAAAUAUUCACAACUUUAAGCCCCAAUUAAAAAACUGUUUUCGGUAUUUAGUUUCAUUUUUUGAAAUACUCGGGACUUAUUCGGCAUCUUAAAAAAAUAAUUUAUUCCAUUUAGCAGAAUGCGUCAACAAUUUGAAAAAAGAGGCGGUAAACUUUAUAAACAAGUUAGUUUUGAUUUUCAUAUCAGCAGCAUAUAAACUUUAUAAACAAGUUAGUUUCAUUGCUUCUAAAAAUAAAUGCAAUCAACUUUUUAAAUUAAAGUAUGGAAUGACUGUGAUAUCAGUUAAUAUAAUAUUUUUUACUCUUUAAACUUUAUAGAUCAUCACUAUGUCUAUAAUAGAUCCAUUAUCGUGUGGUUAUGUCAAAGUUAUUGUGUUUAACCUGCUGAUGUCAAAGGCUUCCUUACAGCAAAGAAUUGAUGAAUAUAAUUCAAUAUUCAGCUGUCAAAAAGAAAAUUUUGCUGUCUCUAAUGAUAUCCAUCGUCGAAAUUUUCCUAAGAUUAAGGCAAAAUUAUGUUAUCUUUCUAAACGACAUAGUGCAAAAAAGAAGAUAAUAAUGGACACAUUUUCUUUAAAUGCAUGGAUUAAACUUAGUUUAACAGAAAAAUGUCGAUACAGGUUUUCCAACUGUCAAGAGUGUGUUAAGCUUAAUGCAAAUGUGUUAUCUUUAAUCCCAACAAACACUAAGUUUUACAAAAAAAAAGCAAGUUAUCUUUUGUCAAAUGAAAUCGCAACUGGAAACAAAGAAAAUUUAAUAAGUUGCGCAAGUACUUUAUUGGAUGAAACAAAUAGAAAAUUUAAAAAACAAUACUUUAUGCCAAUAACAAAUGCAAUACCCCUCAUACCUGAUUCAAACUUAAUUCAGAAACCAUCAAGAACUGACACAAAAAAAUUACGCAAUAAAUAUGCAAGGUUAUUCAAAUGCAGUGUUGAAAAAUGCUUUGAAGAAACAGCAGCUGUAAGGGCAUUUGGAACUGAAAUAUCUUUGCGGAAGGCUACAAAAAUACGAAUGAAUCAAAGCUUUGAAACUUUUGCAAACUUAAAAGUUCGUAAUGAAAAAAAAAAUCCAAAUAAACUUAAAGAUCAUACUGGAAACUACACAAAUAAAUGGAAUGAAAAUGAUUGUUGGAAGGAGGUAGUUUCUUAUGUGCCAGGUACAAAAAUCAAUUUUACUGAGCUAGCAAAAAAAUACAAUGUUAUUAACAGUAAUGGUGAGAUAGCUAAAAAUGGGGGUCAAAUUGUAAAACAGUUUCUAUCAAGUAAAGGUGUUGACUUAAGUUGUUUGAAAUAUAAAGGCCAAGGAAAUAGAAUAAUAAGACGAUGUAAGAAGAAAAUUCAUGCAACAGAUAUUAGUAUACCUGCUGAACCAACAAUAAAAAAAAUUAAGUUGAAUAUAAAAGAGAAAGUGUCUAAAGGAGAAUAUACCAUUGGUGAAUUAAUUAUACCACAAAAGUUCCAAAUCCUUACAAUAAAUGAUGAUAAAUCUUUUAAAACUACUGAGGUAGAUGUAGCAGGUAGAAAAAUCCCUCUUAAUCAUAUCAGAAAAACACUUGCUGAAAAGCACAAAUGUUUUAUGCGAUUACAUUCAGAAUCUGAAAUAAAUUCAAUGAGCGAUGGCAAGGUUAAAGAAGAACUAAAUCGUUUAAAUGAAAACGACAAUAGCAUUCACAAACUUCAGGAUUUGCGAAAAAAACUAUUAUAUUUUAACAGAAGAAGACACAUACAAGUUUGGCAUGAUGGAUCUACUGUAAACAACCAUUCACAUUUACUGUUUAUGGUGAACUGUGUGUAUGAUAAAGCAAUAUAUUACACUGAAAAGGAGCAUUUUGAAAUUCAUGGUAAAAAAAUUGACGUUCAAGCUCAGAUUGAAAAACCUGAACUUUAUAUAUUUGCUCGUUGUUCAUCAACAGAUAAACAGCUUACGUACACAAGUACCAGAAAUGAAGAUAACAGACUGUUAGGAGAGUCUAUUGAUAUAAAUGGUGAAAAAAUUAAUGAUAUAAUGCGUUUUUUUCAUGGUGAUGCACCUGCCUGUCAGUUUGAGAUUGGAUAGCAAAAAGGAGGUGAUUAUCCUUGUUGUGCAUGUCCAAUUAACAUAAAUCGCUCUUAUGAUACAGCUUAUUCAUUUUAUCAACCUCUGCUGAGUAUAGAAAAUAGAGUAAAGAAGCUCACACUUACUCAAAUAAGCAGAAAUAAAAUAAACAAACAGCAAAUUAAACUGUACAAAAACUUACCAAAACAUGAAAUUAUUGAUGAACUUAAUGAACGAGGAAUAUAUUUUCAAUAUAAAUCACACAAAAAAAUUCUUCAGCAAAAACUUGAUAAUGAAAUGCAUGGCAUGCAGCGAUUACCAGCUUUGCUGUUUAAUGAGGAUUUCGAUGACUUAGAAAAGCUUUAUUUAAGUAAAUAUGAAAUCUUGCCAUGUGAACCAUUACAUGAUGUGAAAGGUCACACAUCUAAUCUUUAUGAAGAAAUCAGUUCUCAUUUAAAUACUAUUGAACAAAAACUGUUUAAGGAAAUGGUGAGUUUAUCAUUUGACAACAAAGAUUGCAAACGUGGCAUUGACUAUCGUAAAAGUUUAAGUAAAUUAGUUUUGAUAUUGAAAGGAAAAAUUGAUUCAAGAGCUUAUAAUGUUUUAUUAACAAUGUUUUACAUUCAAGGCAUACUGUAUGGUAAUGAACUCAGUAGAACAAUUGAAAAUAUUUUGUUUCUUUACAAUCAAACAUUUUUGCAUUCAAUUUAUUUAAAAGAACUUAUAAAGGACAAACCAAUAGCAGUUUCACAGCAAAAAAUGUAUGGCAAAUACCAACAUAACCUAAUAGUACAUGCCCCACACAUGUUAAGAAUAAUCUCUGGAAUAUCAGCAAAUGCUGAAGAAGAGGAAAGAACUUUUAAUACAAUUAAAACUAUAAACAGUUCAACUACAAACCACAAUAGUGAGCAUGUGAUAUUAAACACCUUGCUUCGACUACAAUGUCAUAAAAGCUUCAAUGAGGGCUGCAAAACUCAAAACCAUCAACAUGCAAUAAGAAAGAUAGUAAAAGAUUAUGAACGAACAGAAACAGAAAUUCCAUUUUUGGAUUAUUGAAAUGUAUCCAUGGAUAUGGCAAGGUCAUUUAGAGCGGAUAUCAGACUACUUGUCAGAAGGUAAUAAUAUUUGGUGGUUUGAGUCAAAAAAUGGAAUAACAUUUAAAGAUAAAAUAAGUAAUAUUUCAUCAAAAUUGCAGCUACAUCAUUUUCGCUCAUCCACAUUAAUGUCUGAAUAUAUCAAUCUUAAGAACAUUUGGAAUGAAUGUUUAUUGAACAAAACUAAAAUUCCUGCACAAAAGAUCAAGAUUGAGUCGAACGAGGGUACUCAAGUUGUUAAUUGUAACUCUUUAAAAAAAUAUAUAGUUUUAGAAAAUAAAAACCCAAAAAUUCAGACCAGCACCAAUGAUUCUUUUAUUCAUUUUGCACAAAUAACAGAGGAACCAGAAAAAGAAAGUUCAAUUCAGAUGCAAAAAAUAAUCAGAUCAAAGAACCUAAGUAUGGACCAAGCAACCAGUACUCCCCUUUUUAUCUGAUGUUUCAACCAAGCCUUAUGUUCAACCUAUUAAGGAAAUCACUUCACCAAUAAAGACAGUUUUUAAAAGAUAUCAACCCGUAGCAACUUCUUUCAAUGAAAUUCAUUUAUCAAAUAACACCAAUAACAUAACAAAAUCAAAAACAAAUGUAGUUAAUCUUAAAGACAAGGAAAUAUCAGCAAUAAAUUUGUUUAAUAACACAGUUAAUAUUUAAAAAAUAUUAACUUUAAAAGUAUUUAU